AUGGUUAAACACACAUCCAAUUCCACGCCGGAAGGUACCCCUGGUCCCUCCAACGGUAUCAGAAGAAAGUCGGAAGAGGAGGAUACUAGAUUGAGCAAAAAGCCUCGAACUAGAGUCAGUUAUUCAUGUGGAGAAUGCCAUCGUCGUAAACAAAAGACAAAUUCCGUGCUCCCAUCUCGCAAAGUACCCGAGCUAUGCAAGGCGUACACCCCGGGCAAGACCGAUCAAGACAUCCAUGUCCGGUUAGCACGGCUUGAGCACAUCGUCGAAAAUGCGUUGCCACAUUACUGGCAUCAAGACCAUUCAUCUGGUUCCCCAGAGGUCAUUGGUGACAGACGACGCUCUCCUUCCCCCAGUGCAGAUGACGGGAACAGGUCUCAGGCUGAAGACGAGGAUCCCUGCGGAGGGAUGUUUGAGAGCGGAAGAUGGUUCGGCAAUAGCGCUUCAGGAAGCGUUGCAGCUCCAGUCGUCUUGGAGCAACUACAGCAUGUGGAUAAACUCUCUGCCGGGGAUUCACCCUCGGCUCAUCAGGUCCCCGCAGAUAUUCUCCACCCUGAAUCCAAAGAACCUAAUGCUGCGGACAAAUUGAAGAGACUCAUUUCCGAUUGUGGUUUCUCGCCUACGAAAGUCCCCGAGCUUGUCAACCAGCUUCCCCCCCGUCAUUUUUCCAAUCGGCUAGUAGAUCAAUACUUCCUAGCGAUAAAUUGGACACGAUACCCCAUAUCAGAACGGGACUUCCGCACGUCCUACGCCGCGAUCUAUGCGGAGGGAAUGAUGCUCAAUCCGAAUAAUAUACGGUUUUUACCAUUACUAUUCGUAGUACUUGCCAUUGCCGUGCGAUUAGCUCCUGAACACAUUGGUGGAGACGAGCAUACGCGCAAGGUGACAUCUUCGCGAUAUUAUUGGUCCUCGCGGAGAUCGUUAAUUGUUGCAGCCGCGAUUGCACCGGACUGCUUUGAGAUGGUUAUGACUCGGAUGCUGAGCGCCCGCUUCCUUGUCCUCGAUCGCAGGAUGACUGAAUCCUGGAACCAGUUGGGCGCCGCCGUCCGGACCGCUCAAGCACUGGGAAUGCAUCGCGAUGGUUCUACGAUGGGUAUGGAUCUCGUCCAGAUAGAAAAGCGAAGGCGUAUAUGGUCGCACUUGUAUCAUGCAGACCGGUCAAUUGCACUGGUCUUGGGGAGACCAGUCGCUAUUCAGGACGUCUAUACCUCAACCUUGCCACCAUGCAACGUGGAUGACUUUGUCACUGCGGAUCUGCGCAAGCCUCUUCCGCUUACUACCCCCACCCCCAGUACAUUCAUGAUCCUUCGACAUACUCUCGCCGGCAUCAUGGGCCGAGUAUCCCAUCACUUCCAACAAGUACGAUCGACAAGCCACUACUCGGAGGUGCUUGCACUUGAUGAUGAGCUUGUGAAAUUCAUGCAGUCGCUUCCCCCCCACUAUGCCGUAGAUCCUGACACAUCCCUUGAUCAGUCACAUCCUUACAUCCCUGUCCACCGCUUCCUCCUCGUCACUGAGAUUUUCUUUGUUAGAAUCACCCUGAACCGCCCGUAUCUUCUGCGUCGAUUAGGGACUGAUCGAUAUCAACGCUCGCGCCAGGCGUGCUUUGAAGCCGCUCUUACUGAUUACCGCAUCCGACGAGCUUGGUUGGCGACGACGACGAAGGAGGUCAGAGAUCCAGUUGCAAGCGCAUACCGGGAGUUUCAGUCUGCGAUGAUCGCUGGUAUCUAUCUCGUCUUGCAUCCGAAGGGUAAAGACGCAGAGUUGAUGCACGCCGUACUUGCAUCAUUCCUCAGUAGUCAUGAUCACAAGGACGUGGACGAGACGACGCGGAGGGAAGUCAACAUCAUUCAGUUCCUGCAGGACCGUUCGAGACAAAUGGCGGAUCCGGCUCACGAGAAGACUUUCAAGAAGCCGAACCUGACGAUCAACCUUCAUGAGACGUCGCCCUCGUCUGGAAGCGUUGCAGGAAAGCGGGAAGCAGAUAUCCCUGCUACGGUUGGACUCACACUGUCAGAAAUCCCAUCUGUCCUGAUGUCAUCAGGCUCGGGUGCUGCGUAUGUACACCACGCACCUCACCAGCCGGCGAUCCCGUCGCACCUACAACAAUUUGAUGCGGGUUCUACGCCUGGGACGGGAAGCCCACCUGUGGACGAUUCGGAAUCGACGGCGCAGACGCUGCUGGACCAGUGGUGCGAUAUCUUCAGCGGUGGGCCGACGGACGACUCGAUGGGCCUGACGGGUCGGUUGUCGUGGGGCACACCUGGGCUGAGCGACCUGUCGGGAUGGUUGCCCACGACGCCACCGGCGGGAGGGAACGAGCCACUACCUGGACUGGAUGGAUCGGACUGGAGUUAUUGGGAAUCGUUGGUGAACCAGAUCCGUAGCAGCCCGAUGAUUGGAGGAGACAAGAGGCAUGGGAUGUCGAGGGAAGAUCUACCGUAG
Fibroporia radiculosa is the source of this 2445-nucleotide messenger RNA. RefSeq lists its product as uncharacterized. The transcript has 10 exons. NCBI's taxonomy places the organism in Eukaryota, Fungi, Basidiomycota, Agaricomycetes, Polyporales, Fibroporiaceae. Bases 1 to 2445 code for a protein of 814 amino acids. Gene Ontology annotation, molecular function: DNA binding; zinc ion binding. The record is from RefSeq and is a predicted model, not a curated record. Gene Ontology annotation, biological process: DNA-templated transcription.